GUAAUAUCCUGAGACAAGGCAGUAAAGAGAUCAUGUCCUCAUGGGAGAUUCCAGCACGAAGAGUUUCUACUUAAAAAUAAGGGGUUUGCCCAUUUAAGACAAGGAAUGAGGCAACGUCAAUGAAAUGCGCGCGAUUGUCAUUCGGCCGCGCCGUUCCAUGUGAAGAUGGCCUGGUGCAGUCUUUGCUGUUUGAUAGCAUGUAUCUGAUAAGUUCUUUCGCAAGCUGCUCCCGGCACCCAUUACUCCGAGCAGGAAACUUCUGCACGACCUGGAGACUGCGCAGCACUUGAUGAACAGUAAACCGCGGGUGAACAGUUCAUUAACGUGCCAACCAUGCAGCAGGAAAGGCUGAAGUGCAAGAACCUCCACGAGUACCUGAGGAGUCUCAGCCCGGCCAUCCUCGACAAGCUGUACAAUCACCCGGCCACCUGCCUGGCCGUCUUCAGGGAACUGCCGAUGCUGGCUCGGAACUACGUGAUGCGACUGCUGUUCCUGGAUCAGCCCUUGCCCCAGGCUGGCAUCACCUUCUGGGUAAAGAAGGACAGCCAACGAGCCCACGACGACUGCGUGAGCAUCCUGAUGGGACUACGACUCUGGCAUUCCCAGCAGCUUCCCGGUGGGCUCCAGGGCCUGAUCCUUAAUCCAAUCUUCAAAGAGAACCUGCGUAUUGUAGUGCUCGGCGGGGGCAAAGCGUGGGCAGAUGACACAAGCCAACUGGGACCAGACAAGCAUGCUCGAGACAUCCCCUCCCUGGACAAGUACGCUAUGGAACGGUGGGAGGUCAUUCUGCACUUCAUGGUGGGCUCUCCCAGCGCAGCGGUCAGUCAGGACCUGGCUCAGCUCCUCAUUCAGGCCGGACUCAUGAAGGGUGAAGGGACGGAGGCUCCGUGCAUCACGUCCGCAGGGUUCCAGUUCCUGCUGCUUGAUACCUCGUCCCAGCUCUGGUACUUCAUGUUACAGUACCUCCAAACAGCCGAGUCCAGAAAUAUGGACCUGGUUGAGAUCCUGUCCUUUGUGUUCCAGCUCAGUUUCUCCACGCUGGGGAAGGAUUACUCCGUGGAAGGGAUGAGCGAAUCCCUGCUGACCUUCCUGCAGCAUCUGCGGGAAUUUGGGCUUGUCUUCCAGAGAAAGCGUAAAUCCCGGAGGUUUUAUCCCACACGGCUGGCCAUUAACCUGGCAUUGGGCGUGUCGGGCAGCGCGAUUGACGCGCAUCGCCAGGGCUACAUCGUGGUGGAGACCAACUACAGGAUCUACGCCUACACUGACUCUGAGCUCCAGUUGGCCCUCAUUGCACUCUUCUCCGAGAUGCUUUACCGAUUCCCCAACCUGGUGGUGGCCCAGCUUACCCGAGAGAGCGUGCAGCAGUCCAUCACCAACGGCAUCACCGCUGAGCAGAUUAUCCACUUCCUGCGGACGCGAGCCCACCCCAUCAUGCUGAAAGAGAACCCAGUGCUUCCUCCGACGAUCACUGACCAGAUCCGACUGUGGGAGAUGGAGAGAGACCGUCUGCGGUUCACAGAAGGUGUGCUGUACAACCAGUUCCUCUCCCAGGUGGACUUCGAGCUGCUCCGGAACUACUCCCGGGACCUGGGCGUGCUGGUGUGGGAGAACCCCAGCAAGCGGCUGAUGGUGGUGACGCCCGAGGGCCACCCCAACGUGAAGCGCUUCUGGAAGAGGCAGAAGCACAACUGAGGGGUGACCUCCCCACUCCCCCCAGUGUGGGCGCUUGGCUUGAUUGGGGGCCAGAGGCUGCAGUUACCAACAACCCCCCAAUCAAGGUCCACCCAGAACGGAUGACCGAGCAACCGGAAUCCCCAGGACAGGUGAGAGAACCGCACCACGGGACCCUCAGGAGACAGAAAGGACUGACCCCACCCCCAGCAACCACUGCGCUGUUUCUGUGUCUGUUUUGCAUUUUCCUAAUAAAACAUUAAAGAGGAGAGGUCUGUAA
This is a messenger RNA of Hypanus sabinus (Atlantic stingray), 1951 nucleotides long. RefSeq names its product general transcription factor IIH, polypeptide 4 (gene gtf2h4). Gene Ontology annotation, cellular component: transcription factor TFIIH holo complex; transcription factor TFIIH core complex. The record is from RefSeq and is a predicted model, not a curated record. Bases 334 to 1692 code for a protein of 452 amino acids. Gene Ontology annotation, molecular function: ATPase activator activity; double-stranded DNA binding. Gene Ontology annotation, biological process: nucleotide-excision repair. The transcript has 16 exons. Lineage: Eukaryota; Metazoa; Chordata; Chondrichthyes; Myliobatiformes; Dasyatidae.